This is a messenger RNA of Schistosoma curassoni, 4380 nucleotides long. The record is from the annotation of a GenBank genome assembly. Lineage: Eukaryota; Metazoa; Platyhelminthes; Trematoda; Strigeidida; Schistosomatidae.
GGUUACUGCGCUACAUUAUGCAGAAGGGUACUCUAAAUACUGGUGAACAGCAAUCUUCUGCUGAAUUUUUCGCACAUGACGGGAUUUUUACACUCGAUUCAGCGCAGUGGUUCAGAGUAGUGAAUUCCUUGACGAAUCUGCAAGUUUGUAACAAUUAUCUGGUCGGUGCUACUUCUAAAAACACCCUAAUAAGAACGUCCACUGUUCCUCCUUACAAUAUAUCUGAAAUUGAAAUUAGCCGCCUUUCAGAUGACCGAGUCCAUAAUAUUUUUCUGGAUCCUAUGGGUUGGCAUACUGUAAUAAGUAUGCAGUCUGGCACAAAUUUCUACAUCAAUAAAGGUAUGAAAAAGGUUCGCCCUUUAAACAAGACAAAAGAUCAUUUGUUUGACUCUAUAGCUUGGAAUCAUCAUAAUGUUAAUGAAUUGUCUACACAAGAAAUUUUAAUCGGUACAAAUGAUGGACUAAUAUUUGAAACAAUGCUUAUGUUUAAUGAAGAUAGCUUUUUUAGUUCGGGAACUAUUGAACAGUAUUGGAUCCAGAUGAUUAAUUUAGGACAUAGUGUAACAGGUGUAGAAGUGAUUCGCUUUCCUAUUGGUUCGCCUAAUGUACUAGUUGGUGAACCGCAACGAUGUGUAGUCUUUGCUACAACACCUUGUCGUAUGUAUCAAUUCGCUGGAUGGAUAAAUACUAACAGUUCAACAACCGGUUCAAUUUUAUCUCAUCUAGCAGCAAAUACUGCUACAUCCGGUAUAUCCAAUGCAAUAAAUGCUUAUACUGGAGGUCAUAGGUCUAGUUUAGUGAAUGAAUAUAAUCAACAACAAUCUGUUGGGAUACAAAAUACAACUAUAUUUCCCAUUAUCACUGGACUAUUCUCCAGUGUAUUCAACUCAGAUGAUAAACUACCUGUUGGAUCCAAAGUUACUGAAUUUCCCGGAAGUUUUGGAUAUAGUGAUUUAAAACUUUAUCGUAAUGUAAAAGAUGAACUCCCUAGUAAAUUUGCUUGGAUGACAGGUCCAGGUGUUUACUUCGGUUACAUAAGAACAGAACAAUUAAGUAUGCCUCCAUUUACAAAACUGUCAACAAAUGAUCAACCAAUUGAUGUAAAAUCAUUUCCAAAUGAAGUUGUUUCCCUUCUACCUACUGCCACUGAUAAUACAGAUGAUCCGAAUCGACCGAAAGAUAUAUUCUCUGGUCGUGGUGUUAAUUUAACGCGAAAUACAAAACUUAUCCCGUAUCCAAUUAUUCAUAUGCUUGAACGACCUGGUGUACCAUUAGGCAUUUGUUUGACAGAAUUUCAUCUUAUCAUUAUCUAUGUGGAUCGCAUUAAAGCUGUGAAUACUUUAGAUGGUCGAGCAGUUUAUUCAAUGCCGUUAAAUAAUAUCAUUGGCUGUGAACGGGCUUUGGGUAUAUCGCGUGACUCAUUAUCUAGUCAUAUUUGGAUAUUCAGCAAUAAUCAUUUGGCUCGAUUAAAUAUGAAGAAUGAAUUAUGCAGAAUAUGGCAAAUCUAUUUGGAUCGUCUACAGUUUGAUGAAGCGCGCCAAUUUUGUCAGGAUCCUGGUCAAAUGGAUACCAUCAAUAUACGUGAAGCGGAAUAUAAUUUUGAUAAUGAAAACUAUGGACUUGCAGCUAAAUUAUUUGCUCGUAGUUCUAUACCGUUUGAACAAAUUGCAUUACGUUUUUUUCGUUUAUCAUCAUCAUCAUCAUCAUCAACAACACAUACAAUAGAUCUUUCAUCAACCAUUAUACCAUCUACAUUAAUUCAACAAGGUUAUGAAAUUAAUGAUGAUCAUGAUAUUAUGGAAGCAUUAAUUAUUCAAUCAAAACAACAACAUCCAAUCAAUGACAAACUAACAGGACUAAUUGAUUCAUCUAUAAAACAAUGUAAAUCAUUCAUAACAUCAAUCCAUUCAUAUAGUAGUACAUUGACACCAUUGAAAAUAUUUUUAUCAUCAAAAUUAGAUUAUUUAAUAGAACAGAAUAAUCAAAUAAUAAGUAAUAUCAAUAAACAAUCAGUAGUAAAUUUAUCAGGUCAAAUAAUUUUAUUAGCAAUUUGGUUAAUAGAAUUAUUAAUAACUGAAUUAAGUGUGAUACGUGAUCGUCUUAAAAUGAUAACAAAAUUGGAUCAUAAUAAUGAUGAUCUUGAUGAAAUAGUUAAUGAUAAUGAUCAAAAUAACAAGAUGAUUAGUGAUGGAAAUAUUACCGUUAACAAUAAUGAUAAUUGUGAUGAUAAAGUUAAAUUAACAUUACAAAAUCGUCUAGCUUCUGUACGACGUGAAUUUCGUACAAUCAUAGUAUUACCGGAAGUAUUGAAUUUUUUACCAGAAGCAAAAUCUUUGAUAUACGAUUUACUAGAAAAUCAUGGGGAAAAUGAUGAACUUGUUUAUUUUAUGGAAUUAAUGAAAGAUUAUCCUCGUUUAGUGGAUCAUUAUAUGCGUCAAUGUAUGUACAGUGAUGCCUUAAAAAUAUUAGCCACCUAUCCAAACUGUUUAAAUCGACUAUAUGAUCAUGCAUCAUGCUUAGCUAGUAAAUGUCCGGAAGAAUUUGUCAAUGUAUGUCUUCGUUUAAACAAUAAAUUGGAUAUUAAUCGGUUAGUAAUUAAAACUUUCCUAUUCUUUUUAAAAAAAAUGUACGUUUUGACGUAAAAUUAGUUUAAUUUUCAGUAUUUUCGACCAGUGAUUAUGUGGUAUAGCUUGUUCUAAAUAUCAAAUUCAUUUACUUGGCCUGUAUACUCUAAGUUUGAGGUUGCUCAUACUGAAGUAGGUUCAGUGGGAUUCAAACUUACAAAUAAGUAGUUGAAAGUCGAACAGCUUGAAUGUUAUAAGCCACCGUUCUCUAUCUGGUAAUAUGAUUCACGUUGGCCACGCGUAUAUAGCCUCUGCCUUCUCGCGUCCAAGUGUUGUUUACGAAAUUGAGAGGACGAAAAGCGAAUGUCCGGCGCUUUAACCGGGUUGGUGGACAUGGAGAGUCCACCUAGGGGAGUUGAAAAACCCUGAUUGCAAACCAAUGGUGUACAUGGACUCCAGUAUCCUUAAGGAACAAAUGGCGUAUGAAACACUUACUGGUCACCGGCUACCAUGGGACUGCAUCUCCUUACGAUGCUCCACUACCUUGUGGAUCACACCUUUAGGUUGAAGGCUCCUAAGAAAACCACCUGCUUCGAUUUGAACACCCAGGCAGUAUCACAGCCCUCACACAAUUCAAAUGAGAUUUGUGUGGUGCGUAUGUAUUUGGUGCCUCCUUGUGCCAAUAUUUAUGUGUUCAAACAAAUAAUAAUAAUGAUUCACGUUUGAACUAUUAUACUGUUUUUAUUGUUGUGAUUAUCUAGCCAACAAUAAUAAAUUAAAACACAGCAUAGUGUUACUCAGUUUCAUGUUGUUACAGGGGCAGUGAAUUAGAAUGAGAAAGAUACGGUGUCCUGCUUGUACAUUUGAUUUCAACAGCUUUGUGGUAGUAUCACAACACAUCUCACACAAAACAGUGCAGUAUAAAGCUGAUAGAUCUUCUAACUGAACACUUGCAUCGGUUUCCUAAGCUCUUUUAAUAGCCCUAGGCUAGUUCUACACGAUAAAUUGAACACGAGAGAAAAGACGCGUAAUAAUAUGGAAAGAACUGUUUACUCCAAGGUUAAUUUAUGUACAGAAAAUCUUGGGUGUUUAUAGCAUUUUUAGACGAGGUUUUGCUUGUGGAAAGUUCUGGAACCCUACCACGCACGGUAGCAGUAUAGUUAGGUAAUCAUCCAAUGAGGAAUGUGUCUCGUGACUCUUUAGUUUCUAGAUGUUCCUGAGAGAGUUCUACUGAAUGGUGAUUGGAUAAAAUGUUUCCCAGCGUUUUCAGGACCCUUUUGGGUUAGCAAGUCAGCGUCUAGGCGUUUAUUUACAAGAUUUAUCAUAGGAUAUAUAUUUCCAGUGAAUUACAAACUAUUUUAGAAUAGAAUAAUUUCAUGUCCAAAUGAGGACCCUAUGAACUAAGUUUUUGCGAUGGUUUCCAGAAGUCUGACAAAGCCUCCAGAGUUUCUGAAGAAACCUAAGAUAUUCCGUCCAAUCAGAACCUGAUAGAACCUUCUAGACUGUCAAUAUUACAUUCUCUUAUUGCACAAUUGUAUACCUUCUCUUUUUGUGGAUUGUCUUGAUUAUGAUGAUGUUAUACCCAAUACUAAAAACUAUAAAUACACCAAUUUUCCAUUCAUUCUUGACACUUACCCAACAAUCGCUUCCUUUGCUUUUUCUAUUUUUUGAUUUGCAACUGUGGCGUUCUACACGUUCGAGUGCCGAUUGUCGUACAGCGUAUUCUGCCGUAAUCAAGCAGACGCUAUAACACUAAGAUAAUUUGUUCACUAGAAAUUUUUUUCUUUGUGUAAACAAGUAAUAAAUCCAAUUUUAC